AUGGCUUCACGGUGUACGCAACAGCAGACCGUAUUUGAUGACGUUCUCAGACCAGGAUGUGUUCCGCAUAACAAUGUCUUAAGAAAAGCUGACACCUCGAUGCAUGAUCCAUAUCGUGAACGAAUACCAGAGCCAGGACGGCACUCAUCGUUCAUCCUCAACCACAUCGUGAGUCGGCCGAAGAAGACAGUAUUCAAUCGGAGUGUCACGAAUGCCACUAUGAUGUCAACUGCAAGUGCUUCAGCUCCAUCUAUCACUAGUUCCUUAUCUGCUACAGCGUCAGCAUAUGCGUGGUCAGAUCGAGAAAAACUGCAUGGAGACCUGAACGAUCCACAUGCACUUCUGAAGGCAACUUUGCGCUCUUUACUCUUUGACUCUAUUUUCUCUCCAUAUGAAUGCUGCGCCGACUGGGGCGCCGUUAUCACCACCGUUCUUGCCGCGGGACAGCCAGCCCACGAUGACGUCGACGGACUGCCGUCAAGCGAACAGGAGGUCUCCAGCGGGACAAGCCUCCGUUGGGAAAGCGUCCGCUAUUCGGGCGCGUCAAAUACCGUUGCAGACAGAAAUUUUCUGGGGCAAGUGAGCGCUAGCAGGUACCGUGGGCAACCGAUCCCAUGCUUCCUAAUGCGUCAAGUACGUCCUCCUCGUUUAGGUAUUACUUGCGUCGAAUGGGUCAUCCUAUUUCCAAAUAAAAAUAAUAUGAUUCUUAAGGAAGAAGGCCGAAAAACGAGCUAG
Messenger RNA from Peronospora belbahrii, 735 nucleotides. The record is from the annotation of a GenBank genome assembly. NCBI's taxonomy places the organism in Eukaryota, Oomycota, Peronosporomycetes, Peronosporales, Peronosporaceae.